This is a messenger RNA of Loxodonta africana (African savanna elephant), 1772 nucleotides long. It is a transcript of the gene PNRC1, whose product is annotated as proline rich nuclear receptor coactivator 1. The record is from RefSeq and is a predicted model, not a curated record. The coding region runs from base 151 to 1125 and encodes 324 amino acids. Lineage: Eukaryota; Metazoa; Chordata; Mammalia; Proboscidea; Elephantidae. Gene Ontology annotation, cellular component: nucleus. The transcript is spliced from 2 exons.
GUUGGUGGUAUUUGUUGCUGCGCCGCCACCGCCCGAACCAUGGUCCGCUCUCCUCUCGGGCUCUCUUAGUAGCAGCAGCCGCCGCCACCCUGUGAUCACUGGCUUCACUUUCUCCUCUUCUUCCUUCUGUGCCACUUGCUUCCCGGCGCUAUGACCGUCGUUUCCGUCCCGCAACGGGAGCCGCUUGUCCUGGGCGGCCGCCUUGCACCCCUGGGCUUUUCCGCCCGUGGUUACUUCGGGGCCCUGCCGAUGGUGACCACGGCCCCGCCGCCUUUACCCCGGAUCCCGGACCCCCGGGCACUGCCGCCGACCCUCUUUUUCCCUCACUUCCUCGGGGGAGAUGGUCCCUGUCUGACUCCUCAGCGUCGCGCUACAGCUCCUUUGACUAACUGCAGCCUCGCUACGGCGGGGGGCACUCCUCGGGCAGCGCCAAAGAAGCGGAGAAAGAAGAAGGUGCGGGCCAGCCCGGCGGGGCAGCUUCCCAGCCGCUUCCACCAGUACCAGCAGCACCGGCCGAGUCUGGGGGGCGGUCGGAGCCCCCCGACCGGCCAGAGCGGAGCGCAUGAGGUCCCGGGCCAGGCCGCCGCCUCGGCCCCGGCCCCUGCGGCCGCAGCCCGAACUGAGGAAACGAGUCCUGUCCUUGGCCCGUUGCCGCCCGGUCAACCCUCGCUCAGGAAUGAGGUUUUAAAAUCAAAGAUGGGAAAAUCGGAGAAAAUUGCCAUUCCCCACGGCCAGCUUGUUCAUGGUAUACACUUGUAUGAACAACCAAAGAUAAACAGACAGAAAAACAAAUAUAAUUUGCCACUAACCAAGAUCACCUCUGCAAAAAGAAAUGAAAAUAACUUUUGGCAGGAUUCUUUUUCAUCUGAUAUAAUUCAGAAGCAGGAAAAAAAGCCUUUUAAAAAUACUGAGAACAUUAAAAGUAUGCAUUUGAAGAAAUCAGCAUUUCUAACUGAAGUGAGCCAAAAGGAAAAUUAUGCGGGAGCAAAGUUUAGUGAUCCACCUUCACCUAGCGUUCUUCCAAAGCCACCUAGUCACUGGAUGGGAAGCACUGUUGAAAAUUCCAACCAAAAUAGGGAGCUGAUGGCAGUACACUUAAAAACUCUCCUAAAAGUUCAAACUUAAUAGUUCAGAUUUGAGUAUGUAUGUAAAACAUAGUUUUUCCAAAAUCCUUGGACACUUUAAAAGAAAAAUGGGUGCAGAAAUGGAAGUUUGCCUUGUUGCCAUAUACAAGUGCAAAAGAUGAGUUUAAAAAUUUACGUACAGCUUGUAUUAUAUUUUAUACUUUGUAAAUACUGUACACCAUGUAUUAUGUGUAUAUUGUUCAUACUUGAGAGGUACAUUAUAGUUUUGUUAUGAAAGUAUGUAUUUUGCCCUGCCCAAAUGGGUAGAUGUUUUGUAUAUAUCAAAUGGAGAAAUUUUAAGUGUGUGUCAAGGCACAUGGAAGAUCAUUUUAUUUGCACAAGGUACUGAGAUUUUUUUCAACAAACAGCUAUCUAAUCUCAAAGUGAAUAUCUAAAUGUGAACUAAUGCACUACUGAAAUUUUAAAUUUGUGGCACAAUCAUUGUGAACAUGGGAUUUGUGUUUCUCUAAAUUGAUUUCUGCCUUCUAAUCUGUAAUUACUAGAAAACUCCUGUUCCCAUUUUUACCAAACUUAAUUUGUUUUUAUUUAUAUCCAUUAUUCAAAUUUAAAAUACUUUUAAUUUUAAUGCCAACAAAAUCGGUUGUAAUCAAAUUUUAAAAUAAUAAUAAUUUGGCCCCCCCUCUUAAA